AUGGCUGAUUCUAUUCAAGGGGAUGGUUUGGUUAGGGUUCAGAGAGCUUUAUUGGGAUUACAGGGAGAUCCACUGCGACUUGAUCGCGAAAGACAGCGAUUUAGUCAUUCUCCACCAACAUAUACUUCGAAUCCAUCCGGUGCGCCGACCCGAUCCCCCAGUCUAGUUUCUCCUGGUGAGCACAAUCACCGGACGCGACGAACCCGAUCUCCCAGUCCAGUUUCUCCCAGUGAGGAAGAUUGCCAGGAGCGACGAUUUAAGCUCGGAAUGGAGCAUAGCGCCUCAGAACCAGACCGUCAAUUCAUACAUCAGGUCAGGGACGAGAAAUGGCGGAUCAUACAUGGAAAUCUGAAUCGAACAUACCCCCUACGCGGUGGUAUCGACGACCCCGAUAAAAUCGCUCGUAAAAACGUCACGAAGCGCUGGGUCGAGCAAGGCAUCUGGAACAGUAAAUGGAACCAGUCCGCUAGUGGACGGUGGAAGCACGAAGAACCGCUCGAGUCUGAGUCUGAGUCUGAGUCUGAGUUGGAAUUGGUGACGGAACCGGAAGCAGGACCUCCAUCUCCUAUUUUUUCCUUCUUCCCAAAGAAGCCGCAGCCGAUUGCAAGGCAGUCGAAGACCGUUGACGAAAUGCGACAGGUUGCAGAGCGUCGAUUUAUACAGAAGCGUGAACGUGAGCUUUCACGUCCAUAUCAUCAGUUUGUCUAUCAGAUAUCAACAGAGCGUGAACGAAUCAAAGAAGAAUCCACAAAUAGAGAAGGCAUUGUUACUGCAGAUAUUAAUACGAGAGCGUAUGAGAAUGUCAAGAACACGUGGAUCAAGCGAAGUAUCUGGAAUAAAAGAUGGGGUGUACUGCCUGGAAUGUCGUGGAAACAUGAACAUCCUUUCGAGGAGCUGGUUCAUGAGGAGCUGGGUGACGAUCCUGUUGUAGCGAAACCAGUUGUAGACGGCGACCUUCAAGCAGCUACCAGGCCAAUUUUUGGGCCUUCUUUUCCCGUUCUAGCGAAACCAGUUGUUAACGGCGACCCUGAAGCAGCUGCCAGGCCAAUCUUAGGGCCUCCUUUUUCGAUUCAAUCAAAUAAUCAGCAGGUGUCCUUAAAUAUAUCUCAACAAGGACCGCUUGCAGACAUUCCGUCAGCUAGAUCAGAGAAUGGUGACGCCGAACGCUCUCCCUCAGCGCGGGAUUCACCUUCUCUCCAUUUGGGUCAAAGUAUUCUUGGUACUAAGAUGGGGCAAGCAUUGCUAACAAAAGUCUCCCGUGAAGAUGGGCAGCUGACAAAUGCAUUUUUGGGCUCAGUCCAUCCAUCAAAGAUCGCAAAAGCCGCUGGAAUUAAAAAGGGGCCCCAACAGCAACUGAAACCCUCACAAAAGCUAGCUUCUGAUAGCUUACAACUGUUUUCUAGUGUGAAUAUAGCAGAAUCGCAACCCUCGCAGCUUCCUCUCGACUAUGUAGCUCCACGCAGAAGUCAAAGAAUACAGCUACCCGUCCCUAUUGUAUCUAAGGACCCAAUAAGAGCAGCAUCUACAAAUCCCUCCAAACGCGUAGUCCGACCAAAAACCGAACGUAAUGCUUCAAACAAUUUGACAGCCAGAAGCUCUGCUAAGCCUCAGGGAAUAUCGAAGAAACAACCCGCGAAGAUUACACGGAAGGGGGGUAAAGGAAAAAUGAAGAAUUAG
This is a messenger RNA of Sclerotinia borealis F-4128, 1677 nucleotides long. Lineage: Eukaryota; Fungi; Ascomycota; Leotiomycetes; Helotiales; Sclerotiniaceae. The record is from the annotation of a GenBank genome assembly.